CGGACGUCUUUGAGCGAAGACCACAGCCCUUCUCACCUGAAAUAUUGAGGUUUUUUUUUUUUUAAAAGAGUGCGAGCUGAAAACCAUGAGUCACCUCAACCCAGGACUUCUUUCAGCGUACAACAGCCUGACAGACAAACAUCUGGCUGGAUACUUCAGCAACACUCGGAUCAGGAGACACCUGCAGAGAGCAGGACUGAUCACUAGGAGUGGGCGCAUCGUUCCAGACAAGGAGUACAGACACAAGCUGAUCCAGAGAGCGCACCAGAGACACGUCCGAGAAUGCCUGGCCCAGGCCAUUUUCCACAAGGUGCUGGAGAUGGAGCGUGUCCAUCAAAUAGAGAUCAAAAGGAAACUGGAGGAGUUUGCGAGGAGGGAAAGAGUGCAUAAGAUCAAGGUGGAGCGCUCUAAAAGAUAUGAAGAGGACAUCAUCCGCAUCCUGUCUCCACGCCCACCCACGGGUGCCAGGACCAUCCGAAAACAGCACUCUGGGCCAGAAGGGGAGAACACUGAAUCCUCAGAGUCUCCGGGCUCGUCUCGGCCCAACACAGCUCCGGGGAAGAUGCAGAGGCCGGUGCGUCUGAAGCCGAUCCACAGUAACAGCACCACAGCUUCACUCAGACGCAGCUCCCCUUACAGACUCCUCGAGUCCUCCAAUGAGAACGAUCAGCUGUUCAACUGCACCAUGGACAAGGAGUCCCGGAGACGUUUGACUACAACAGAAGCCUCCCAUGGCAUCUCACCGUACUGCCUCCCAGUCAUCAACAACUUUGUCACCCCUGUGCCUCCCGCCACAAAGAGGAAAGAGAGGGGGGUAAAGGUCACUCCCAGCGGCACGCUCAGAGGCCGCAGACUGCGUCCUACUACCGCCUCCAGCGGAGCUGACGUCAAUGAGGACCCCCCGAUGCUGAGGAGCUCUGUGCACCAGAGCAAAGUGUGUGUGAACAUGAUGUACUUUGGCAAAACGGUGCAUCUCUCCCAUGACCUGACGGACAUGAGGGACGAGGUCAAAGUGUUUCAGCAGCACUGUGGAGGAGAGAACCUCUGUGUUUACAAGGGCAAGCUCCGCGAGGGAGAGACUUUCCAGUUCAUUUCAAGACGGCACAGAGGUUUUCCCUUUAGCUUGACCUUCUUCCUGAACGGGCUGCAGGUGGAGCGGCUGAGCUCCUGCUGCGAGUUCAAACACAGGAAGGGCUCCAGACUUGGCGGCAGGCACGGACACUUUGGCUUCUGCAGAGUAGAGGGAGCCUCUCCCUGCUACAAGUGCAUUAUAGCAAUGGGACUGGACAAAAAGCCCACUCCUCCACCAAAGAGGGUCAAAGAGGAUGGAGUAAGAGAAGAGUCAGCCACCAGCCUAAAGGAUGCUCCUGAGAUGGAGACAGAGAGGACAGAAAGGACAGGAGAGGACGCUGUAUCCCGCUCAGAGUGUGAAACCAGCCAACCACAGGACAUAGAGACUCAAGUCAAAGAAGAAACAGCAGCUGAGGAGGACAGAGUCAAAGAUGAUUAUGAAGAAGACUUUGAAGCAGACGAUGAGGGCCCUGCAGAGGAUGCCGCAGAAAAAGAAAAGAAAUCUUCAUCUCCAUCCAGUGAAACUGAAAGGCAGGAGAAAGAGAGAGACGCCUCUGAGACUGAGGAUGACGAGAAGGACGACGACAUAAAGUCUCGUUCAGGCACUAGUUCUUCAGGCAGCGACCAGGAGGAGAGCGAUGCUGAGGCCACCAAAGACUCCAAAGAGGACGACAAAGCAGAGCAACCGAAAGAGGUCGAUCAAGAUGAAACUGCUGUUCCACCAGAGGAAAACAAAGAUGAACCAAAACCAGAGGCUGAACCUGCUGACACCGAGGCCGAGCCUGCUGUGGCUAAAGACUCAGACCUGCAGGACAGUGCGGGGGACAGCACAGAGAUAGACAUCUCUGACACCAGCGUUCCCUCGGGGAACGACAAUAAACAGAGUGAUGUCACCUCAGGAGAAAAGGAGGUGGAGGAAAAGGUAGAUGGGAGCAAGCAGGAGGAGGAACCGGAGAGGGCCAAAUCUGUGCAGGAGAAGCUGGCGGAGGCCAUACUGAAGGAGUCCCACUGCAGCUCUGAGCCCGAACUGAGCGACACCAGCACUGAGGAGGAGGAGGAGUCUACAGUAAAAGGCCUUGAGGAGGAGAGCAAGGCUGCAGUUGCAGUGAAAUCUGUGACAUUUACAGAAGAGCAACAAACCCUCGUCGAGGACACAAAAUGUCAGAAAGGUGUUGCUGGUGAAGCUCAAAUCGUUCAGGAUUAUAACGAGAUGCCUGAACCAAAAGAACAGGAGGAAAAAACUGAGCAAGAGUCCCACCAGAACAAUGAUAGCACUGAUGAUAAGGUCAAAGUAGAAGAGGAAGAUGAAAAGGCUGCAUCAGACGAAGACAAAAACACAGCAGAGAAUGAUAAAUCAGAGGUCACAGAAGAUACAGGUGCAACUCCUGUGCCUGAAAAGGGAGUGGCUGAGGAUGACAAGACAUCAGAACCUCAAGAUGACGCAGCUGCCAAAUCUGCUGAAGGUGAGGUUACGGAGAAAGGUGAAGAAAACGAGGAGAGAACUGCAGCAGAGGCUGACACACAGCCCAAUGAGAUGGGGCAAGUGGCAAAAAGCAGCGAGGAGGAUGAGUCAUCAGUAUCAGAACUGAAUAAAAAGACUGAUGAUACAGCAGCGCCAGAUAAUGCAGAGGCGGAGGCGACGACAGCGAGCGAGACAAUGGAGAUGAAAGCAGAGCCCUCAGAGGAGCGAGAGGCCCUCAACUGUGAAGAGGCACCUGUAAGCGACACAGAGAAGAGGCAGCAGGGAGACAGCGGGGACCGAGACGCAGCAUCAGAAACAGGAGUCACAGCAGAGAAUUCAAGCAGCUCGUUGGAGGGGAGUCGAGACACCGCUGUUGAAAAAACAGCAGAAAUAAGUGAGGACAAUACAAAAGAUGAGAGUGGUAAAGAUGAUAUUAAAGAAGAGGAAGCAGGGAAGGAGUCAAGUAAGGAUGAUAAUCAACAAGAGAGGAGUGAUCUGGGAGAGGAGCAGACAGAAAAAUCAUCUGUGGAAAUAGAUAAUAAAGUAGAGGAGAAAUGUGAAGAAGAAAAUAAGGAGGAAGAAAAGCAAACAAAUCCCGAUGAGAUUACAGAAGGUGGAAAUAGAGACGAAAGUGAAAAGGAUGAUAAAGAUAAGACAGAAGAAGAGAAUAAUGAGGGUGAAACAAAAAAAGCGAUAGAAAACGAGGAAAAGAUUUCAGAAGGGACUAGAAUUGACUCAAACACUGAAGGAAAGGCGAAUGAAGAACAAGCUGAGAAAACCCACAGCGAGGAAGAAAAAGUUGCGAAUGAAGAGAAGGCAGAUGAAUCAGAAAAGGCAGAGAGAGGCGAAGACAGCGAAUGUUUCAAGGAUAAAAAUGACGAAGAAGAGUCUGAAGAAAAGGGAGCUGAUAAAACGAAUGAGGGUGAAAAGACGAACACAGAUACUGAUGAGGAAAAGUAUGAUGAAAUGGAAAAGGAAGAGAAAUAUCAAAAUGAGGACAAAGACGAGCAAGUUGCAACGUAUAAAAAAGAUGGAAAAUCACAAGUUGUAACGGAUAAAAUUGCAGAGGAAGCAGAAAUAUCUGAGAUAACAGAGGAACCUGAGGAAAGUGCAGAUGCAGACUUGACUAAAGACAAUGUGAAAAUAUCUGAUAAAAAUACUGUUGAGUCAGACAAUGUCGCUGAAAGUGAAGCAGCAAAUGAGUCACAUGGAACCGAAACAACUGAAGAGAAACCAAACAACAUGACAGAAGCUGAAGAUGUUAAGAAAGAGACUGAAGGAGGAAGUGAUGAAAGUGUUAAGGGAGAAGUUGACGCUGAAAAUGGAGAGAUUUCAGCCGGAGCAGAGAACAAAACUCUUGAAGAUGAAGGAGAGGCUCAAAGUGAGGGCAAAGAUGACGCAAAAACAGCAGAGAAGGUCGAAAACGAGAUAAAAACAAAGGAACCUCCUGAGAGUGAGAGCACAGGGGUAAAAGAAGAAACUGUUGAAUCUGGAGAUGGUGUUGAAAAACACGAGGACGACGAGGUCAAUGAGGCCCCUGACACUGAUGUCGUACAACAUGAGGCUAAGCACGGGGAAGACAAUGUGAAAAACCAAGAUGAAAAUGCAAAAAACAACUCGGAGCCGGAGACAUCUGGCAUUGAAAUAAAAGCGGAAUCUAAAUCAGAAGACAAAAAGGACAGUGAUGAAACAGAACAAGAUGAAAAUGGAAACAUAUCUGACCUUGAUAAAGAACACAGUGAUUCAGAUUUGAUGAAAGAGAGCGAUAAUGUCCAGAGUAAUGUCAACAAGGUCAUGACUACCUCUUCAUGUCAUCAGGCACAAUCUUCAACCCCCACAGCUGUGAAUUUGGACGAUACAGCUCACAAUUUAGACGAGUCCAUCGCACCGUCUGACUCCAAGACUGACAAACAUCCACUUGCUGAUGAAAAUGCUGCUACAGUUGACCCUUCUGCUGCCGAUGGAGAAAACGGGGCAGAUACGGAGGAAGCAAGCAAGGUCUCAGAAGAAGGAGCGAGUGUGCUGCUCAAACCUCAAGCACAGUCAUCCCAGCUCACACGAAAAAAUGAUAGCGCAGAAGAGAGCGACGCAGUAAGUAAAGAAACUCCAGAGGCCUUAGUCUUAGAAGACAGCAGAGAUCUGGUUACAAACUGGGUGACCGUGCAUCAAACGUCAAAGUAUUUUGAGACGUUUGUGGAACCUUUAGAAGACUUGAAAGAGUCAACUUCAGACGCUCAAGUAAACUCUAAUGAAGAAGUGACACAAUCUGCAGAGCUGCCGAGAUCAGCGAGUCCACUCAAGAUGGCAAAGACGUCUGAAAAUGCAGAAAAAGAUGUAAAUGAGUUAAGGGAUAAAAGCAAAGAGGAAGUUGUAGAGACAAACCUCGAGAGCAAUCACUCAGAAGAUGGUAAACCGUGUGAGAAAGAAACAAUGCAGGUGGAGGAGACGGAGGUGAAAGACUUGAUACUACAAACAGAGAGUGAACAGAAUGAAAAAGAGUCUGUGAAAUCAGAGGAGCACAAAGGAACCACGGGAUCUCUGGAAGGAGACAAGGUCCAAGACACUGAGCAAACUGACGUUACCACGACUGAAGUGGAAAGCAUUGCAGGUAGUCAUCAUUCUGUAACCAGCAGCAGACCUGAGAGUGUCAAAGAAAACCAAACUGAAGACAAAACAACUGAUAAGGAUGCAGAUUUGGAUGAAAAACAAACAGAAAUCGAGGAGAUUAAGGAUCUACCUUCAUCCAAAACAGAAGAACAACACAAGCAUCCAGCUAGUCCAGAAGGGCUCCCCAAACUGAUAGCGAACAAACAGAAAGAUAUGGACGAAACACACGAAAAAAAUGAUGAACAGAGUCGAGAAGUUACAGAUGUAACUGAUUUUACGACAUCUAGGUCAGACGAUGGAAGCCAGGAGGAGCACCACGAUAAGGACAGCCAGCCCAAACCAUCAGACGGGAGCAUCAACAGAGACAGAGGAGACGUACAGCUGAUCCAAGACAUCAAAGACACUCUCAGUAAGGACCGCCUGAGCACUUUCUCAGUGGAUGAAACACUGUUUGGUCGAAGUUCAUAUCCUUUGCUGACUGCUGCGAGGACAGAGAGUGGACAUUAGAAACUUCCGAGUGGCACUAAGGUACAGUCAUGCUUUACUUGCUUUUGUAGUUUACAAGAAAACAUAUAAAAGCAAAUGGAUAUUUAAAAAAAAACCCUGCAAUAAAACGACCAUUAAGAAGUAGAAAUAUCUGUAGUGAUUAAGAAAUAUUAUUAUGUUUAUUGGCCAAUUUCCAAAACAUGAAUACAAGAUGAUUUAAGUUUUGACAAAG
Molecule: messenger RNA, 5858 nt
Organism: Plectropomus leopardus (leopard coralgrouper)
Lineage: Eukaryota; Metazoa; Chordata; Actinopteri; Perciformes; Serranidae
Source: RefSeq, a predicted model, not a curated record